AUGGGUAACAAGCAAGCAGUCUUCACUCAUGAGCAGCUGGAAGCUUAUCAGGACUGCACCUUCUUCACGAGAAAGGAAAUCAUGAGGCUCUUCUAUCGCUACCAGGACCUGGCCCCUCAGCUUGUCCCUCUCGACUAUACCAGCUGCCCUGAUGUGAAGGUGCCCUAUGAGCUCAUUGGCAGCAUGCCUGAGCUGAAGGACAACCCCUUCCGUCAGAGGAUCGCCCAGGUCUUCUCCGAGGAUGGGGAUGGCCACAUGACCUUGGACAACUUCCUGGACAUGUUUUCUGUGAUGAGUGAAAUGGCUCCCCGUGACCUCAAAGCCUACUACGCUUUUAAAAUUUAUGACUUUAACAACGAUGACUACAUCUGUGCGUGGGACCUGGAGCAGACGGUGACUAAGCUCACUCGGGGGGAGCUGAGCGCUGAGGAGGUGAGCCUGAUAUGUGAGAAGGUGCUGGAUGAAGCCGAUGGGGACCACGACGGGCGACUGUCCCUGGAAGACUUCCAGAACAUGAUCCUUCGGGCACCAGACUUCCUCAGCACCUUCCACAUCCGCAUCUGAGGGCACCACGGAGGAGGAGCCGGGCCAGAGGACGUCGGGGCGAACCCCUCAUCCUGCUGUGAAGUCUGGUUUCCCUGGGCUCUGGGAAUAAACUCACAUCACUGAGUCACCACUGCCUGGAAAAUGUGUUUCCCCCCUAAACCUGGUAGAUCAGAGGGAGACAGCCUGGGAUCGCACCUCUGUCCUCACUGUGUGAUUCUGGUGUGGCUGCACCCUCUGUGGGCCACGAUUUUCCCAUUUGUACAAGGAAAGGGCUGACUCUGGACAUCUCUCCACUGUGAGGGCUGGAGGUGAC
Molecule: messenger RNA, 859 nt
Organism: Dama dama (fallow deer)
Lineage: Eukaryota; Metazoa; Chordata; Mammalia; Artiodactyla; Cervidae
Gene: CIB3
Product: calcium and integrin binding family member 3
Exons: 6
Coding region: 1-564 (187 amino acids)
Molecular function (GO): calcium ion binding
Source: RefSeq, a predicted model, not a curated record